AUGUUGCUCUACCUCAGUCUGGCCAUGGAGUCCAACGAGGAUGGGGAGAAUUGGAGGGAGGAGGAGAAUGGAGAGAAGUGGAUGGAGGACCAGUGGGAGAAAUGGCUGACCCAUGACAUCAGCCUGGAGGAGUUUGAGGACGAGGACCUCUCUCAGGUCACAGAGAUCACUGAUGAGGCUGGAGCCAGCCUUAACUACGACGACCUUGACUCUCAAGACCAUGUGACGUGGCCAGCCAGUAGCGAGGCGGGGAAGGCAGACGGGCGGGGGUUCAGGGAAGUGCAGGCGGAGGUGCUCCACUUGGACCUGAUCGAUGCUGAGGAGGAGAUCCAGGAGGAAGAGGAGCACUGGGGCCUGAUCCAUGGUUCCCUCGACGACCACAGACUCAACCAGGAAGAGAGAGGGGCCGUCGUUCUAACUCCUGUCAGACAGAAACAGCCCAAUGUGAUAGAAUUCAAAUCUGCUGAACAUCCAGUCGCUAUGGAUACGUACAGGCCCAAGAGACCCACCACACUAGCGCUGUUUCCACAGGUGCAGCCUCAGCCUCCCAGGACUCAGGAUACAAUUAACAACAACUCAUUUGGAAAGAAGGACACGUGGAAGGAGAAUCUGUCAAACUCCAACUCCUCCUCCCCCCACAUAACAGGCGAUCUGACACCCACUAAUGAGCAGGUCAACGAUGAGUCUAAAGUCCAGCAGCACAACGAUGGCUCUGUGGCCAAACAACCCCAACACAGAGGUACAGUACCAGAGAAGGCAGUCAAGGCAUACAGCAAGGACUACUCCACGUUCAUCUCACAUGGACCUACAGAAUCACGGGGCAGGCAGCGUGGCGCAAAACAGCGGGAUAAGAAGGCCUCCACUGCUCCACACAACCAGACUACAGCAGCAAAGCCGAAAGCAGGCAGUAUGAGAGACAAAGCUGUGGAUGGGGAUAGGGAUGGGAGCAGGGGGCGAGGAGGACAGGGGCAAGGGCGGGGGUGCUGCCGCGAGGAGAAGCGCCAGCCAGAAGCCACGGAGGAGAUCUACCUGACACCGGUACACCAGAAGAACGCAGACACUGACCGUCCAGACUCUGACCGUCCCUUCCUGUCUCAGAGCAGCGAGGGCAAUCGCAUGUCGAUCAGCUCCGACGCGGAGGGACCCCCAGCGUACACAAACACUGCCCUCCCCAACCGAACAAACCCCUCCAUCAGCGAGGAGGACGAGGUCUACCUGCAACCCCCUGCACCUCCUCCGCGUUCCUCCUCCAUCUCCUCAUGCUUUAGGCCAUCUGACAGUGAGGGAGGGGAGCGGGAAAGGGAGUUGUGGGACAGGGGCUCUAAGUCUAGGUCUAAGGGUGAGUCGGGGGGGUCGGGGGCCCUGCGGACUGCACACGCUCAGAGCUCCGAGGCCGAUGGCCUCUCCUAUGACUCUGUUAAGUACACCCUAGUGGUGGACGAGCACGCCAAGUUAGAACUGGUGAGCUUGAAGCAGUGCUACCAGAGCUACAGUGAUGAAAGCGACACAGAGACGGUAUAUGAGUCAGCCAACGAGGAAGAGGACUAUGAGGUGGAUCACAGCGAGCUGAAGAGAGAAAGGAAGUCAUCACGUCUGUCGAGGGCUUCUUCGUCCUCUGAGGCAGGAGUUGGCGGGGGACCUCGAACACGCAAGUUCCGCAAUGUGUUCGUGAACAGACAUUUACACUCUUCUGGUGCGGAGUCCUUUGGCCUGUUCUCCUGUGUGUUAGAUGGAGUAGAGCAAGAGCAGAGCCACAGAGCUGUGUUCAGGUUUGUCCCUCGCCAUGGCGAUGAGCUGGAGCUAGAAGUGGACGACCCUCUGCUUAUGGAGGUUCAGGCUGAUGAUCUGUGGUGUAAGGCCUACAACAUGAGAACUGGGGCCUGCGGCAUCUUCCCUGCCUACUACGCUGCCAAGGUCACCCAGGAACCCAUCAAAGAUGACAAAGAGGACUGGGUAGACAGGUUCCGAGUGAAGUUCCUGGGUUCUGUUAACGUACCCUACCACAAAGGCAACGAUGUGCUUUGUGCUGCUAUGCAAAAGAUUGCUAACAACCGCCGGAUGACCAUGCAGCCUCCCUCUGCAUGUAUUCUGGAAAUCAACAUGAAGGGGGUGAAAAUCAUUGUGCAAGAUGAAUGUAGGACCUCGGAAAGAGGGGAUAAGUGCUUUCACUUUUUCCAGCUUAAGAACAUCUCCUUUUGCGGCUGUCACCCAAAACAUAACAAGUAUUUUGGAUUCAUCACCAAACAUCCUGAUCACCAGAGGUUUGCUUGCCAUGUGUUUAUGUCAGACGACUCCAUGAUGCCUCUGGCUCAGUCGGUUGGGAAAGCCUUCCAGCUGUACUACAAGGAAACGGUGGGCUACUCAUGCCCAACAGAGGACAUCUUCAUUGAGUAG
Salvelinus namaycush (lake trout) is the source of this 2394-nucleotide messenger RNA. RefSeq names its product mitogen-activated protein kinase 8 interacting protein 1a (gene mapk8ip1a). NCBI's taxonomy places the organism in Eukaryota, Metazoa, Chordata, Actinopteri, Salmoniformes, Salmonidae. Gene Ontology annotation, biological process: regulation of JNK cascade. Gene Ontology annotation, cellular component: cytoplasm. Gene Ontology annotation, molecular function: protein binding. Bases 1 to 2394 code for a protein of 797 amino acids. The transcript is spliced from 12 exons. The record is from RefSeq and is a predicted model, not a curated record.